AUGGCCGACAACGAUGCGAGCGCGCACAUCGAACAGCGAAUUGUCAUGAAGUUUCCCGUGAAUAAAGGCGUAAAGUCAUUUCAAAUUCAUAGAAGACUUCAGGCUCAGUAUGGCCACGAUACACUUAGCCUCAGCAAAGCGUCUGAGUGGUGCAAACGGUUCCGAGACGGCCGUACAUCCGUGCAGGACGAUCCCGGCCGGGGCGGCUCAGGGCCCGGUGUCAGAGUUCCUGAGAACAUCCAACUUGUGGAGCGUCUGAUCCUCAAAGACCGACGGACAACAUGUCUCAAACUGGCUCGAAAGACGGAUCUUUCUGUCGGAACGUUGAACACUAUCAUUCAUGAACACCUCCAGUUUAGGAAACUUAGUGCCCGUUGGGACCCGAGGCCGCUCUCCGUGUUUGACCGGCAGAGAAGACUGGAAAUCUCCCAAGAGCUAAGGUACCGUUUUGACACUGAAGGAAAGCCGUUCUUCAACCGGAUCAUCACGUGUGAUGAAACAUGGGUGCACCAUUUCACUCCUGAGUCUAAACGCGCAUCAAAAAAGUGGAAGCAUCCUUGCUCGCCAGCUCUCAAGAAGUUCCGAAGCACCCCGACUGUGGGUAAGGUCACGGCCACGGUUUUCUUGGACAAGGCUGGCGUUGUUCAUGCAUCUUCUGCCCAGUGGUACCACCAUCAGUAG
This is a messenger RNA of Ornithodoros turicata, 681 nucleotides long. RefSeq names its product histone-lysine N-methyltransferase SETMAR-like. Gene Ontology annotation, molecular function: nucleic acid binding. The record is from RefSeq and is a predicted model, not a curated record. Bases 1 to 681 code for a protein of 226 amino acids. The transcript has a single exon. Lineage: Eukaryota; Metazoa; Arthropoda; Arachnida; Ixodida; Argasidae.